This is a messenger RNA of Protopolystoma xenopodis, 732 nucleotides long. NCBI's taxonomy places the organism in Eukaryota, Metazoa, Platyhelminthes, Monogenea, Polystomatidea, Polystomatidae. The record is from the annotation of a GenBank genome assembly.
AUGUUGGCUUCUGGAGUCCGCUGGUCUGACUACCUAUCCAUCCGUCAUUGCUUUUCUAUCAGGCAACCUGGAUCUGAUUGCGAGUGCGCAGAUCGGUUGUCUGCUAGGGCUUCCGCUUCUGUGCCUCUCCGCGUUGUCCGCAUUUUAAGGGCGUCGCAAUUCUGGGUCCGAUGGUAUGCUUAUAUUGGUGUUCCCGUUGGCGGGCGCUUCGGCGGCCGUCAGGUCCAGAAUGUAAAUUGUUCCUUACGAGCCCCAGCCUCCUGCACGUCUGGUGGGCUGGCUGGGUUGGAAAAAAUGCCGGGAUUUGUGGCGCUUCGUUGGGACUUAUUCCGGGCGGGGUUGGUCGUAAUAGAUGCAGCCGAUCGCUGGCUCCGGUUUACUUCUAUUCUUGUCUCUAAAUGCAUGCGAGUGGCGUUAAUAGGUUGGGGCCCUUUCUUUUUUGGUUUGUACUCGCUUGUGCAUUUUAGUGUUAAGUCUCCGCGACUUGGGCUGAUAAAAAGGCCUGCUGAGCAUGGUCAGGCAUUUGUUCAACCCUCUAGGACCCAGCUACGCGUACCGAAAGAGUACUUGGUGUGCAAGGCGCGUGUUGGCCAGGACUACAUAAGUUUGUCCCUGUGGCUGUCAGCACCGGGUCGCUUCUGUCGACCUACCACGAACACCAAAGAACCUCGUUUUUCUUGCAUUGGCAUUCCGCACUCUACUUCCGUUCAGCUAUUAGGUCAAGCCAUAUAA